Molecule: messenger RNA, 429 nt
Organism: Colletotrichum graminicola M1.001
Lineage: Eukaryota; Fungi; Ascomycota; Sordariomycetes; Glomerellales; Glomerellaceae
Product: mmc protein
Exons: 3
Coding region: 1-429 (142 amino acids)
Biological process (GO): fungal-type cell wall organization
Cellular component (GO): fungal-type cell wall
Molecular function (GO): structural constituent of cell wall
Source: RefSeq, a predicted model, not a curated record
AUGAAGUUCUCCGCUGCCGCCCUUGUCCUCGCCGCCACCGGCGCCCUGGCUCACAAGAACGUCACCUACGUCACUGAGGUCGUCUCUUCCUACACCACCUACUGCCCUGCCGCCACUGUCAUCACCCACGGUGACAAGACCUACACCGUUACCUCGGCCACCACCCUGACCAUCACUGACUGCCCCUGCACUGUCACCAAGCCCGUCAUCACCUCCGCCGUGGUCCAGUGCGACAACUGCGCCGCUCCCACCAAGAACGGCACCGUCCCCAUCGCCACUCCCGUCAUCAGCAAGCCCACCAUCCCCGCCACCGGUGCCAUCACCCCCACCAAGCCCGUUUCGGUCCCUACCGCCGGUGCUGGCAAGGCCGCUGCCCUCUCCGGCGCCGGUCUGGCCGGUGUCCUCGGUAUCGCCGCUUUCGUUCUCUAA